This is a messenger RNA of Triticum dicoccoides, 2037 nucleotides long. RefSeq names its product stress response protein nst1-like. Bases 1 to 1860 code for a protein of 619 amino acids. The record is from RefSeq and is a predicted model, not a curated record. Lineage: Eukaryota; Viridiplantae; Streptophyta; Magnoliopsida; Poales; Poaceae. The transcript has 5 exons.
AUGGCGCCCAUACAACGCCAGGAUAAGGGGCCCGUCCCGACGUACGAGGAAGGCAGUGAUCUAUUUACUGUGGAGUUCAUAUUUGGAGGAUUUUUCCUUGGCGGUGGAAGCAGCAGGGCAUAUCUGAAUGGCCGCAAGGUGUGCUAUGAUUUUUGUGAUGCUACUCAAGCUUCUAUGCCAAUGUUGUAUGAAUUAGUAGAGCACUUGGGGUAUGAGACGGCUGGAAGAAUUGCUAUUUACUUGUUGCUGCCAGGUAUGCAAUUGAAUGAAGGUGGGCUGAAGUUGUUGUCGAGGAACAAUGACACAAACAUUAUUAGGAAAGUGGUCAGAGAGGGGUACAAAUAUCUCAUGUUUUACCUAGAUCAUGAGGACAACUAUGGUGGAGGAGGAUGGGAUGAUGCAGUUUCAAACCCUUUUACUCGUCAGAGAGAGGAAAAUAUCGUUGAGCCUAGCUUUGUUGUCCCAGAGGAGAAUAGAAGUGAGGUAAUGUAUAUAGGUGAUAGCACUUGUGAAGGAACAAGUAGUGGCAGUAGAAGAAGCAGAAGAGCAGUCGUAGAGGAGGAAGAUGACGAAGGCUCUUGGUCAGAUAGUGAUGACUCUGAUUAUAAUCCGGAAGAGCUUGUGGACAGUGACUAUGACCUGCAGGAUGGGGAUGAGGAUUUGGUGAUGGAUGAGUCACAUGUUGCUGAUGAUGAGAAGAAGGGUAAAAGGAAAGGGAAGCAGGUAGCUGAAGAUGACAAUUCUGAAGAUGAAAAGCUUGAAAUGCCAGAGUCAGAUGACGAGGAAAUGAAGUUCAAGUUCAAUCAUUUCACAGAAGAAGAUUUGCAUGAGCCGAAGUUUCAUGUUGGGCAGGGAUUAAUUAAGGCUGUUAGAGAAUUAUUUCCUGAUUCAGAGCAUAGAUAUUGUGAGCAAAACUUGCAAACUAGGGAGUUGGCACAACAUGAUCCACUUAAUAAUGAGGAUAGUGUCAUUUCUUCAUUGAUCGAAGAGCAUCAAGCAAGCCAGAACAUGGAGCAACCUGAACCAGGACCUCUGCCAGGAUCUUCUUUUAUUGCAAAUCAUGUCCAAAGCCAACCCCCUGUGCAACCAACUACCAUAACAAAAGAGGGGAAUGUUAUUAGAAAGAGGGAAGUUCUAGCAUUAGCUAAACUAAGGGCAGCAGCUGAGAAGAGAGAAAUUGUAGACCAGGCAAAAUUUGAUGCAGCAAUGGCAAAACUUAGAGAAGAAGAGUUGAAGAUUUUGCAAGCUGAGCAGAAGAGGAAAGAGGAAGCGGUGGCAAAAAAGCUGGAGAAAGAGGAGAAACGGAAAGCUUUGUUGCAACAAAAACAAUUGGAUGCUGAAGAAAAAAGAAAAGCAGCCGAGGAAAGAAAGCAAAAGGCACAACAGGAAAAAGAAGCAAAAAAAGCCCUGGCAGAUGCCAAAAAGCAAGCUAUACAAGCUAAAAAGAAACAGGCCGAGGAAGAAAAAAAUAAGAGAGUUGCAGAGAGAAAAAGAAUUGCAGAGCAGAAGAGAAAACAUGUUGAAGAUGCGCAUAGAUAUGAAGAAGCGCAAUUUCUGAUAAUGCAAGAAGAGGAGCAUGAAAGGAUACAACGUAUGAGAGAAUAUCAUCGGCGAGAGGAGGAAGCAAGGAAGCAAGCCUGGGAGGGGCAGGUUGCGUCGCAGAGGUCUUCAGAGAUGCAAGGUUGGGAAGAGAAAAAUAAAGAAGCAGAACAAAUGAGGAUGAGAAGUGAGAAUGAAAGGCAAGGAAAUGAGAGCAUUACGGGCCAGCAAAAUAAUGCCAAAAGAGGAAAUUCAAGUCAGUCCAUGGGUGGUUUUAACAUGCCAAGAAGGACAAGCAUGUUCGAUAUAUUUAGGGACUGAGAGAUCAUUGCAUAUGAACUACUGGGAGAUGUUCUUCGCGAACCUGCUGGACUAUGCUAUGUAGGUUUUAUUUUAGUUCAUGCACAUGUUAAUUACAUGGUAUGUUCAUGAAUAGUGAAUUUGUUUAUCUGCUUUAUAAACUCCCUUUGAACUGCUCUAUGUUGUCAUAUAUGAGCU